Engraulis encrasicolus (European anchovy) is the source of this 1724-nucleotide messenger RNA. Its product is annotated as tubulin alpha-1B chain. The transcript has 4 exons. Gene Ontology annotation, biological process: mitotic cell cycle; microtubule cytoskeleton organization. Gene Ontology annotation, cellular component: microtubule; cytoplasm. The coding region runs from base 98 to 1453 and encodes 451 amino acids. The record is from RefSeq and is a predicted model, not a curated record. Gene Ontology annotation, molecular function: GTP binding; structural constituent of cytoskeleton. Lineage: Eukaryota; Metazoa; Chordata; Actinopteri; Clupeiformes; Engraulidae.
UUAACUGUCGAGUAAAGUAACCUAUAUUCCAUCCGGAAAAGACGGUUUCCGUUCUCUGAACUUUUUUAUAUUAAUACUCCACUCUCCUCUCAGAAAUAUGCGUGAGUGUAUCUCCAUCCACGUGGGCCAGGCUGGCGUGCAGAUUGGCAAUGCCUGCUGGGAGCUGUACUGUCUGGAGCAUGGCAUCCAGCCGGACGGGCAGAUGCCCAGCGACAAGACCAUCGGAGGAGGAGACGACUCCUUCAACACCUUCUUCAGCGAGACUGGAGCUGGCAAGCACGUCCCCAGGGCUGUGUUUGUGGACCUGGAGCCCACAGUCAUCGAUGAGGUGCGCACUGGAACCUACCGCCAGCUGUUCCACCCUGAGCAGCUGAUCACUGGAAAGGAGGAUGCUGCCAACAACUACGCCCGUGGGCAUUACACUAUUGGCAAGGAGAUCAUCGACCUGGUUCUGGACAGGAUCCGCAAACUGGCUGACCAGUGCACUGGGCUUCAGGGAUUCCUGGUCUUCCACAGCUUCGGAGGUGGCACCGGCUCUGGUUUCACCUCCCUGCUGAUGGAGCGCCUCUCUGUCGACUACGGCAAGAAGUCCAAGCUGGAGUUCUCCAUCUACCCAGCUCCCCAGGUGUCCACUGCAGUGGUGGAGCCCUACAACUCCAUCCUGACCACCCACACCACCCUGGAGCACUCAGACUGUGCCUUCAUGGUGGACAAUGAGGCCAUCUAUGAUAUCUGCCGUAGGAACCUCGAUAUUGAGCGUCCUACCUACACCAACCUUAACAGGUUGAUUAGCCAAAUUGUGUCCUCUAUUACCGCCUCACUGCGUUUCGAUGGUGCUCUGAAUGUUGAUCUGACUGAGUUCCAGACCAACUUGGUGCCCUACCCUCGUAUCCACUUCCCCCUGGCCACAUAUGCCCCAGUGAUCUCCGCUGAGAAGGCAUACCACGAGCAGCUCUCAGUGGCUGAGAUCACCAAUGCUUGCUUUGAGCCAGCCAAUCAGAUGGUCAAAUGUGACCCCCGUCACGGCAAGUACAUGGCCUGCUGCCUGCUGUACCGUGGUGACGUGGUGCCCAAAGAUGUCAAUGCUGCCAUCGCCACCAUCAAGACCAAGCGCACCAUCCAGUUUGUGGACUGGUGCCCCACUGGUUUCAAGGUGGGCAUUAACUACCAGCCCCCUACCGUAGUACCUGGUGGCGACCUGGCCAAGGUGCAGAGGGCCGUGUGCAUGCUGAGCAACACCACUGCUAUCGCAGAGGCCUGGGCCAGGCUUGACCACAAGUUUGACCUGAUGUACGCCAAGCGCGCCUUUGUGCACUGGUACGUAGGUGAGGGUAUGGAGGAGGGAGAGUUCUCCGAGGCCAGAGAGGACAUGGCCGCCCUGGAGAAGGAUUACGAGGAGGUCGGUGUCGACUCCAUCGAGGGCGAGGGUGAGGAGGAAGGAGAGGAGUAUUAACAUGAAUUAAAGUCAAUCUUAAAGCAUAUCACUGGUCAGAAUGAACAUUAACUGUUUUUUCUUAGACUAGGAAAAACACAAGUACUGUCACGCUUCAUAGGGAUGUACAUGUUGUCUGUCUGGUACUGAAAACUGGUCAUUGAUGUGCUGUGAUUGUGUUCAGGGAACGUGAUGACUGUCUUUCUUUGGUUUGUUUUUUCUUUUAAGCUUUCCACAAUUUACACGUUGUUUGUCCCUUUCUGACGACAGAGAUAUGCAAUAAAUUAUUGAC